AUGACCGUCUUCGGAAGUAUUUCCGAGCUCAAGGGAAUGAAGUCACUACCGAACCCAAUCUCGGAGGAGCAAGCGAUAAUCCAUCAUCCUCAAGAGCUUACAAGGAAUGGGGACGGUGAUAUACUCCAGCCGGAUCGGCUUCAAGUUAAGGUCACACCUAAUAGCUCCGACAAGAAACUAUUUGAUUUUAAAAGCGAUGAUCCCAAGAUAAAAUUAAAAUUAUUUGAUGGCCCAAGCGGAAUUGAAAAAAUGGAAAGACUAGAACACACACAAGAAUUGAUAGACAGCAUUUCCCGGCGGAAGACUGAGCUGGCCAGUCGCGAAGUGCGGUCCUUUGGAAAUCAAUGGGGCGUCUUACACGUCAAAGAAGAACAUGAGUACACGUUGCAGGCUCUGCGAGGUCGCUUGUCAGAUCUUAUCGACAAGAAAGAUUUCACCCUAGAUGAUCCUUUGUGGAACGAAAUGACCCAUAACAUCCAAGCAAUCUCGAAACCUAUCAGGGAAUUAGAACUGGAAGUACAAAAAUUUAAGAAAAAGAGUGAAGGGUUUUUUGGGCGGUUAUACUCGAUCUGGAAAUAUCUGUUUGAUUACCAGACUUGGCAGAGGCAAAUUUUCACGCAAUCACUGCGAAGGAUUCGGAUUGAGCUUCGAAAUAGGCCACCAACUAUGCAAGAGCAUAUCGUCUUGCAACUUGAGAAAAUUGGAGCAGCCGGGUUUCCUAUCACCCGCAAAGAAGUACGACUGGCGGAGAAAAUUUCAAAAUCAUCUGAAGUUGUGACCAAUAUGAACUUACCAAGUAUCAGGACGCUUUCCACAAACGAAGAAAGUUUAUUGAAAGAAAUCAGUCGUCGUACUAUACCAGUCAGGAGAGAAGAGCAGGCUGAGGAGCUAGUCAGGAAACUAGCAAAAGCCCCAAAAGGAUCGGAGUUGUUUCGAAAUAAUCCGCGAGAUUUUCACCUGAUUGAAAAUGCGCUCCGCGAGUUGGCUAGCAAGGAACGAGAAGGAAAGGUCUGGACGCCAGCCGAAAGAGAUUUACUAGCGGACCUGAUGAUAGAAAGCAGAGGGUUAGGAAAGAGGAGAAGCAAGCUCGGUCGAAUUCUGGCGAACCUGAAAAAACGAAAGGCUUUGGUUGUCUUGCAAGCCGGUGCUCAUUCUCAAAUGCAGGGGAUGGAGCAGCUGAAAUUGAAGCUUGAAGAAUUUGGGCGCAUUACCCAUGAAGAGAUGGCCGAGGUGACCAAGCUAGCAGAACAGUACUACCGACUGAAAGAACAAGCUGACACUCCCCUACAUCUCGAUAUAAUCCGUGUUGCAAGGGAACAGUUGCAGAAGAAAGCAUUAUCCAAGGAAAACCGAGCGAUUCUAGUACUGGACGACCUAAAAGAACGCAAUAGACUAGACGACGGACAAAAGAAGCUCUUAGAGAAAUUACAGGAGGCUAGCCCUGCCGUUGACAUUCCAGAGGAGGGAAAGCAAAUGGUUCGAGAACAUGUGGAGAUGCUCAUGAAAAUUCACCCGCUUGAAAAGGCUCAAGCCUUUGACGCAGCACUGCGUGCAACACCAGAGUUUGUGGACAUUCUGCAAACACGCAAGCUUACCAAAGCCCAGUUUUUCGAGGAGGUCGUGAGCUCAAGACCCGCAGUGGAAUGGUGGACUGAGCUAUCUGCGAAGAUGAAGGAGGGACCUCAUGAAGAACUCGCCACGGCGGGGAAAUUUCUCACUUUCGCUGAGAGAUGUCAGGUUCUCGUGCUCUCGACCAGACUUUUCCGAGUGCUCCCAACUCGCCAUCCCAGCUUAGAACACCUAGCGCUUGAACGACUCGUCAACCUCGCGCAAAUCAAACGUUUGACCGAGCCGGAGCUGAAGCUUCGUAUUGGUUUGACGGAAAGUGACUUUGGAAUGAUAAAUACACCCCAAGCCAAACGGAUGAUUCGCAACUUGGCAACUGAAGAAACCUUGGUCAACAAUUGCAAAGCCUCAAUUGCAGAUCAGAAACUGGUGCUACGACUCGCCCAGAACGUCGACAUAGGUCAGCUGGAUCAAGAAGCCCGACAGAAGCUGGAUUAUCUUUUUCCAGAGGAACUCAACCAGCUCGGGGACCUCAUCUCACGCGAUGAUGCUGACGAAAAAUUCCGAGAAGCGACUAAAUUUUCUCAAAUAAUGGAGUUGCUUGAGCAAGCCUCGAAUCGCAUCAAGCUUGAACCCUACCUGUCGGAUCGCGACGACCUCUUAAAAUUUCUUGAAUGGGACGCCACAAGACCUCGGCAUGCUCUAGCAGAAAAAUGGGAACUCGAAUACUUGGCCAACGCGUUUGAGCAGAGGGCAGCUCAAACGUCAUUCGGCCGGCGAGCUCAACUACCGUGA
This is a messenger RNA of Puccinia triticina, 2361 nucleotides long. RefSeq lists its product as uncharacterized. Bases 1 to 2361 code for a protein of 786 amino acids. The transcript has a single exon. NCBI's taxonomy places the organism in Eukaryota, Fungi, Basidiomycota, Pucciniomycetes, Pucciniales, Pucciniaceae. The record is from RefSeq and is a predicted model, not a curated record.